Bipolaris zeicola 26-R-13 is the source of this 1071-nucleotide messenger RNA. RefSeq lists its product as uncharacterized. The transcript is spliced from 2 exons. The coding region runs from base 1 to 1071 and encodes 356 amino acids. Gene Ontology annotation, molecular function: 4-hydroxyproline epimerase activity. Lineage: Eukaryota; Fungi; Ascomycota; Dothideomycetes; Pleosporales; Pleosporaceae. The record is from RefSeq and is a predicted model, not a curated record.
AUGUUGACCACACCCGACCUCCCUAUUUCGAUAGUGUGCGUGCACGCCGAGGGCGAAAUCGGCGACGUUAUUAUCAGCGGAAUACCAGACCCAAUGCACUGCAACACCAUGUACGAAAAGCUGGUGCACUUUGAGUCGAAAGCCGACCAUUAUCGACAACUACUCAUGCAAGAGCCGCGAGGGCGCGUCUCGCAAUGUAUGAACCUGCUGCUCACACCGUGCCACCCAGAAGCCGACGCAGGCUUCCUCACCCUCGAGAGCGAUGAAUACGCAACCAUGAGCGGCAGCAACACAAUCUGUGUCACGACGGUACUACUCGAGACUGGCCGUAUCGCUAUGAAGGAGCCAGAGACCAAAGUCGUACUCGACACAGCAGCGGGGCUUGUGCGCGUCCGCGCCCGCUGCGCCGGCGGCAAGUGCCUCAGCGUGGAAUUCGAUAACGUCCCUUCAUUUGUCUACGAACUCGACGUGCCCGUCUGCGUACCCGGCAUAGGCGAAAUCUCCGUCGACGUAGCCUGGGGCGGCAUGCACUACGCCAUUGUAUCCGCCGACGCCGUCGGCCUGAGCAUCUCGCACCAGCACGGGGCGGAUCUAAUUCGCAUUGGCGAGGCCAUCCGCAAGAGCGUGCAAGACAUUUACGAGCCGGUGCAUCCGCUCAACAACGGGAUCCGCGGCGUAUCAACGAUGCAGUUUACAGAGCCUGUCCAUCUCCCCGCCAAAGUCAAGACCGCCACAAACACGGUCGUCGUGUCGCCUGGCCGCCUCGAUCGCAGCCCUUGCGGCACCGGUACCUCGGCGCGCAUGGCCGUCUUGCAUGCACGCGGUCAAUUGGCCGUGGGCGAAACUUUUACCCACAAGAGUAUCAUCGGCACUAAGUUCCAGUGCAGCAUCGUCGGUACCACAAAGGUUGGCCGCUACGACGCUAUCUUACCCCGCGUCAGGGGCCGCGCCUGGAUCUCGGGUUACAGACAGGUCGUCGUGGAUGAGGAGGAUCCGUUUCCCCUAGGCUUCAGAGUCGGAGAUAUGUGGGGGCCUGAAUGCGGUAAUGCUGGUAUGGCCGUCGACAGCUGA